AUUGCCGGACACAUAGCGUUGGACCGGGAGGUGGAGACAAUUGUAAAGCAAAUUAGUGUCAAUCUUAUUGUUUUGGACCAACAUUUUCCCCUACCAUAUGUCGAGGGCUGUGGUAUACCGAUUGUGUGGGUCCGCAGCGGUAACCCAUUGAUGCUGUUGGACGACGAGCGCACACCACCAGCUUUUUCGGGUUUACCGAUUACUGGCAAUAAGAGUGAAUGGAAACGCUUUCGCGAACUGCGGGUCAACGCCGAGGACAGGGAGGCCUGGAGUCGACUAAAUGAUUACAUUAUUAGCCGCGGCUGUGCGCCAAUAAACCGGGACAUUCUGUUUAAUCCUAAUAUAUCC
Messenger RNA from Medioppia subpectinata, 348 nucleotides. The record is from the annotation of a GenBank genome assembly. NCBI's taxonomy places the organism in Eukaryota, Metazoa, Arthropoda, Arachnida, Sarcoptiformes, Oppiidae.